AAGUCGCACCCUAGCGACUAGUCCCUUCCUCUGCCAAUCCGCUUUAGGGGGAGACAGAACCACAGAGAGAGAGAGAGAGGGAAAAAGAGGUAUGGGGUUAGGGUUUCUAAUUAGGUUAAUGUGCGUAUGCAGCUCAAUCGUAUUUCCAGUGAGUGCUUCAAUCCAUGAGUACAGAAACGAGGCGUUUAUUCCUCAAUCAAACGCCUCCUUCUUCCAUGGCGGCAGUGAAGGGCUUUACGCUUCUAAGGAUCACAAUUUGUCCACUUCCCUAAACGACAAAUCCCUAAAGGGCAAGUCCUUUAUCAGGUUUGAAACGGUCACUUUUGUGAGGACAAAAGAGUCUGCUAGUAAGCAGAAUGAGAUGCAUCCGAACACUGGGUUGGUGGAAGCUAUCAUACUUGAGGUAAAAGACAGGGAAAGGAUCGGAGGUUCUUUCCUGAAGUCUAAUGCGAUAUGCUGCAACCCGAGUCUUGCAGACUCUGGAUCCUGCAAAUUAGGAGAGGUUAUUAUACAAAAAAGUGUGGACAAUCCCAAGUGGCCUAGACGCAUCCAAACUUCCUUUGAAGGAAUCAGGGAAGAAGUUACAAUGAAGAAUACUGAAGUUGAAAUAAGUAGUACUGGAAUGUACUACCUCUAUUUUAUGUCCUGUGAUCCAUUACUCAAGGGCACAAGAAUCAAAGGAAGGACUGUGUGGAGAAACCCAGAUGGUUAUUUACCUGGGAAGAUGGCUCCUUUGAUGACAUUCUAUGGUUUUAUGUCUUUAGCUUACCUUGCACUUGGCCUAAUCUGGUUUAUAAGGUUUGUUCAGUUAUGGAAGGAUAUCACACAGUUGCACUACCACAUUACAGCUGUAAUUGCUCUUGGAAUGUGUGAAAUGGCUGUCUGGUACUUUGAAUAUGCCAACUUCAAUUCAACUGGAAGCCGACCGAUGGCGAUUACUUUGUGGGCUGUAACUUUCAGCUCUGUCAAGAAAACUGUGUCUCGCCUUCUUCUUUUGGUGGUUUCAAUGGGCUAUAGUGUUGUGAAGCCGACACUUGGUGGUAUAUCCUCUAAAGUACUUAUUCUUGGCAUAAUAUAUUUCAUUGCUACUGAGGCACUUGAGCUAGUUGAACAUUUGGGGAACAUUAAUGAUUUUUCUGGGAAUACAAAGUUAUUUUUGGUUCUGCCCGUUGCUUUCCUGGAUUCCUGCUUUAUUCUGUGGAUUUUUUCGUCAUUAGCAAGAACUUUAGAGAAACUUCAGAUGAGGAGAAACAUGGCUAAACUGGAGCUUUUCCGCAAAUUUACCAAUUCUCUUGCAGUGUUUGUUAUUCUCUCUAUCGCGUGGAUAGGCUUUGAGCUCUACUUCAAUGCAACGGACCCAUUGAGUGAGCUGUGGCAAAUUGCCUGGAUCAUUCCAGCGUUCUGGAGUCUACUUGCAUACUCUCUCUUGGUGGUAAUAUGUGUUCUUUGGGCUCCUUCACAAAACCCAACUAGAUAUGCAUACUUAGAGGAGACAGGAGACGAUUUUGAGGAGGAGGGUAUAUCGUUGACAACGGGAGGGAUGAAGGUGGGUGGGGAUAUGGUGGCUAAGCUGGAAAGGAAGGAAAGGAAAGGGUCCAGUGCGACGGACCUUGUGUAUGGGCUUGGAGAAGAUGUCGAGGAAGAUAAACGAGAAUAGACGUGUUACUGCCCCUGUGAAGGGGUGAAGGUGGGGUUCUUCUAGAAAUCUGUAAAUCUCGAUGUAUAAACCGCGAUGUAUGCAGAAAGGAGUUAUAAAUGAGAGAAGGAAAUGCAAAGAUUCAGACUGGACUUGUUACAUAAUUACAGCAUCUUCUCUUUUGGUAAUGAGAUAUAUAGCUCUAAAUUGCACGCAA
Juglans regia (Persian walnut) is the source of this 1853-nucleotide messenger RNA. Its product is annotated as transmembrane protein 87B. Gene Ontology annotation, cellular component: Golgi apparatus; membrane. Bases 92 to 1657 code for a protein of 521 amino acids. The transcript is spliced from 5 exons. Gene Ontology annotation, biological process: transport. The record is from RefSeq and is a predicted model, not a curated record. NCBI's taxonomy places the organism in Eukaryota, Viridiplantae, Streptophyta, Magnoliopsida, Fagales, Juglandaceae.